AGUUCCAGGACAAGCGCUCUGUAGUUUCUACGCUACAGGUCGGUACCUGGUGAAACUCGACUUCAGGAAGAAGCACUACGUAGUUUCUGAGCUCCAGGUCCGCUACCUGAUAAAAUUCGACUUCCAGGACAUGCGUUCCGUGGUUCCUGCGCUCCAGGUUCUCUACCCGGUAAAACUUGACUUCGGGGACAAGCGCUCCGGAGUUCCUGCGCUCCAGGUCCACUACCUCGUGAAACUCGAGUUCCAGGACAAGCGCUCCGUAGUUAUGGCUGUCCAGGUUUUUGACCUGGUGACUUUUGACCAAGCGCUCCGUAGUUUCUACGCUCCAGGUCCACUACCUGGUGAAACUCGACUUUCAGUACAAGCGCUGCGUAGUUUCUGCGCUCAAGGUUCACUACCUGGAGAAACUAGACUUCCGGGACAAGCGCUCCAUCGUUCCUGCACUCCAGGUCCGCUACCUAGCGAAACUCGACUUCAAGGAGAGAACGAGGAGGACGAGGAUUUGUGCUCAAUGAGUACAACCCGAGGUGGUUAUCGGUAGUUGAUC
Messenger RNA from Neodiprion fabricii, 547 nucleotides. RefSeq lists its product as uncharacterized. Lineage: Eukaryota; Metazoa; Arthropoda; Insecta; Hymenoptera; Diprionidae. The transcript is spliced from 2 exons. The record is from RefSeq and is a predicted model, not a curated record. The coding region runs from base 131 to 541 and encodes 136 amino acids.